Sesamum indicum (sesame) is the source of this 1601-nucleotide messenger RNA. RefSeq lists its product as uncharacterized. The record is from RefSeq and is a predicted model, not a curated record. NCBI's taxonomy places the organism in Eukaryota, Viridiplantae, Streptophyta, Magnoliopsida, Lamiales, Pedaliaceae.
ACACGCAUGGUAUCACAUACGUACACAAACUACACAAUUACAUCACCACCGGUAGCACGACGAAAAAAUGACCGGCGCUAACCGUAACUCGGAACCACUAGUGCCCAAAGCUCGAGCCCUAGGCAACACCGAGCAGAACUGGUGCCGGGCCGUGUCCUCCGGCACCGGCAUCACCGUGCUAGCGCUUCAAAUGGCUAGACCACCAUCACAAGCCUCAACCCUGCACAAAAUCCUCCAAAAGCUCCAAAAUUCUCACCCUCUCCUCCGCUCCAAACUUUGCAACAACCCGACCAACAAAACCCUGUCGUUUCACACAUCCACCACCCCACAAGUCCACCUCAAAUUCCACGACGCCAAAUCAACUUUGCAUCUCCUCCACGUCCUCUCCGCCAACCACAACUCCGACAUUUCUCCGGCCCACGUGAUCUUGGAACACGAGCUCAACAGCCAGAGCUGGUCGGAUCCCAAUACCUUCCCAUGCAACGGGAUCAAUGUCAUGUUUGCAAGCCUGUACGCCGUGUCUGACACAAAAUCUGUGGUCGUUUUACGGUUCCACACGUCGAUAUGCGAUCGGACCACGGCGGUGUCGUUGCUCAGGGAACUCAUGGAGCUGGUGGAGGAGACGGAGGGCGGCAGGGCAUCAAAGGGAAUUAAAAAUGAAGGGGAGGGAGAGAUGGGGAUUGAGAGUAUGGUCCCGAGUGGGAUUGCCAAGAAGACAAUCUGGGCUCAUGGGAUGGACAUGUUGGGCUACUCGGUGAACUCAUUCAGGCUGACGAAUUUGAAGUUCAAGAAUUCGAAAUCGCCCAGGUUUUCUGAGGUUGUUAGACUACAAAUGAACAAACAUCAUACGUCCCAGAUUCUUGCUGGAUGUGAAUCUAGAGGGAUUAAACUGUGCGGAGCCCUGGCAGCUGCUGCACUACUUGCUGCACAUUCAUCUAAAUUCUCCCCUUCUGAUAAUAAGCUCAAGAAGAAAUAUGGAGUCGUCACUCUCACUGAUUGCCGCUCUAUGCUUCAACCACCUCUUUCCAAUCAUCACUAUGGAUUCUACCACUCUGCAAUCCUCAACAUCCACACCGUAAAAGGAACUGAAACCUUGUGGGACUUAGCCAAGAAUUGCUACAUGGACUUCGCACAUUACAAGAAGAUGAACAAACAAUUUUCGGACAUGGCUGACCUAAACUUCCUCAUGUCCAAAGCCAUCGAGAAUCCCAGCCUGACGCCAUCGUCGUCGCUCAGGACGUCGCUCCUGACGGUGUUUGAGGACCCGGUGCUCGACGACUCCAAUCGCAUCCAGCAGAAGAUAGGGGUGGAGGACUACGUGGGGUGCGCUUCUGUCCACGGCGUCGGCCCUUCCGUCGCUAUUUUCGACACGGUUCGCGACGGGAAGCUGGACUGCGCGUGUGUCUAUCCGUCGCCAUUGCACUCCAGGGAACAGAUGAAUGAGCUGAUCGACAAUGUUAAGAGGAUUCUGAUUGAUGCGGUAGUUGUCUGAUAUAUAUUCAUGAAUAUUUAUUAUUACGGAUUUGUAUUAUCAAGACUUUAGCGUUUAAUUCCAAUCCGAGAAUGUCAUUUAAUUACUUCAUAUUUUAUUUAUAAUAUAU